AUGAAAUGUUAAACCACAAUUGUGAUCCUACUGUAUUUUAUUCUAUCAAAAUGGCGACAGUCAUUCAGAAUCCUUUAAAAUCGCUGGGCGAAGACUUUUACCGGGAGGCCAUUGAGCAUUGCCGCAGCUACAAUGCACGUCUGUGUGCCGAGCGGAGCAUGCGCCUGCCCUUCCUGGACUCUCAAACGGGCGUCGCCCAGAACAACUGCUACAUCUGGAUGGAGAAGACCCACAGAGGUCCAGGAUUGGCCCCGGGACAGUUAUACACCUACCCAGCUCGAUGUUGGCGGAAGAAGAGACGCCUCAAUAUCCUGGAAGACCCAAGGCUAAGACCCUGCGAAAUUAAACUCGAUACCGAGGUGGCUCUAAAGAAGGAGGGGUUGUUACCUGAAGGACCGGCGUUGGAAGCUCUUCUGUGCGCGGAGGCGGUGGAGAAGAAGGCCGAGACGAAAGACGAGGAGAGUAUCAGUGAAUGUCAGAGAAUUUUGGCGAGUGAUUUUCCUCAUGAAAUCGAGGCAGAUGAUCUGGAGGAAGACACACCAAAGCGGAAAAAUAAAACCAAAGGAAGAACAUGUGGCAUCGGAGGAAUGCGCAAGAGACAAGAGCCAACAUCCCUGGAAGACAGAGACAAACCGUAUGUGUGCGACAUCUGCGGGAAACGAUACAAGAACAGACCAGGCCUGAGUUACCACUACACCCACACUCACCUGGCGGAGGAAGAAGGGGAAGAUGAGCUAGAACGACACACUCUGCCCUUCCAUCGGAAGAACAACCACAAACCUAGGAAGGCUCCCGACGGAUCCAUCAUUCCAAACACCUAUUGCGACUUCUGUCUGGGUGGGAUUUCUGGAAACAGGAAGACUGGGUGUCCUGAAGAUCUGAUAUCCUGUGCGGAUUGUGGACGCUCUGGCCAUCCAUCGUGUCUGCAGUUCACAGUGAAUAUGACAGCCGCUGUGAGGACCUAUCGCUGGCAAUGCAUUGAGUGCAAAUCCUGCAGCCUCUGUGGCACCUCAGAGAACGAUGAUCAAUUACUGUUCUGUGAUGAUUGUGAUCGAGGAUAUCACAUGUACUGCCUGAACCCACCGAUGUCUGAACCUCCGGAAGGCAGUUGGAGCUGUCAUUUAUGUUUACAACAGUUGAAAGAAAAAGCCUCGGCCUACAUAACUUUGACCUAAAAGCUGACAUCGUUGUUGGCGAGUCAAUGCCAAUGACCGUGACGUUUCCAAACCCUCUCCACUCGUCCAGCUCAGAAAGGUGACCAGGUUUCCAAAUCAAGGCACUAAAAUGUUGUAAGAUCGAGACCUUUGACUUUGAAGAGGUCAGAAUGCUGCUAUUUGGGGCAAUUUCUAUCUUUGUACUGUGAUUGUAAACAUGAAAUGAAGUGUUUUACACGUGACAUUUUAACGAGGGGUUUUUAUUUUACUUUGUAAAGCAAAUGUCUUCACCACUGAGUAUUCUUUAGCGUCAAAUCAAAGAUUCAAAGAGGAGGAACGCAAAUCGAACAACGAGCAGCUCCAGCCACUGAGGGAAUUAUCUCGCUGCAUUUGAUUUGAUUUUAGCCUCAUAUUGGGUACAAACUGUCAGCGCAAAAGACCUCAGUUACAGUUCAGACCUGUUUGGUGAACAGACCUUGAUAGCAACUCUUGGUCAGGCUGUUGCAUGUUCAACUAAACUAACUUUGGUGUAGACCAACACCCUUCAGAGUGGGAGCCAAUUACACCUCUAACCCUUUGGUUAAAAAGGAGUUGAUUCUUUGUAAAAACAAUGCAUGUUGUGAUUAUAUAUUGUACUCUCUCCCGCCCCCUCAGAGGCCAAGAAUGGACUAAAUGCAAGAAUUCAACUCAUUGUGAUU
Molecule: messenger RNA, 1852 nt
Organism: Carcharodon carcharias (great white shark)
Lineage: Eukaryota; Metazoa; Chordata; Chondrichthyes; Lamniformes; Lamnidae
Gene: dpf1
Product: D4, zinc and double PHD fingers family 1
Exons: 11
Coding region: 6-1175 (389 amino acids)
Biological process (GO): nervous system development
Cellular component (GO): nBAF complex
Source: RefSeq, a predicted model, not a curated record